CCGUCGCCCCUUCAAAAUCGAAAUAUAUAAUCAUUGCCUCAAUCACUUCCUCCUCAUUCUCCUCCCCCUUUCAAAAUCCUCCCACCUAAACCAGAAACCAGCCCUUCCUCCAUAGAUCUCAUCUCUCUCUCUCUCUCUGUGUCCAUCUCUCUGUCUUUCUGAAAUGGAGAACCGCCUGAAGCUUCGCAUCUCCCGCAUGUUCCACUCCUCCUUCUCCUCCUGCAAGCCCCGGCCCGACGCCGCCUCCGCCGCAUCCUCCGACGUCGUCGAGAGCUCCCGCUUCGCUUCUUCCACGGAGCCGCUCUUGCCCCACAAGCCUCGCCCUCCCUCCCUCUGCGGACCCCAGGAGAACCGCCCUGCCGCCUCCGCCGUCGUCGACGACGCCUGCAUUGUCCCCGCCAAGGCCGCCCGCGAUCGCCCCCGGCAGAAGUUAUCGGGCCGGGACGUCCGCAACGGCCGCUUCUGCCCCCCGACCUCCCCCGUCUCGUCUCUGAGCCGGAUGUUCACCGGCGGGUUCAGGGACGAGUAUUACCAUUGGCAACCUCAUCUCCAUCGCCACGGUCGCGGCGGGUUCGAAGAGUGUCGCAAGAAAAACGUGGCCAAGAAGAGCAAGAGCAAAAGCAAGAAGAGCAGCGGCAAUGCUACGCGCCCUCUGAGCUUCAGCUCGUCCUCGCAGAGCACUUACUACGACGGCGACCUGUUCAGCAGCGACGACGAGCGAGAGGACGACGAGACGGAGACCCUGUUCUCUUCCCGGAGCCUCUCCUCCGACUCCUCCGAGUCCCAGCGCCGCCGCCGCCCCGUCCGGGGGCCGAGCUCUCGCCGGAGGAGGAGGAGGAGAGCGGCGGCCGCGGACGUCAUGCCCCUGGGCGAGGACGACGGCGGCAACAUGGAGGGGAGCUUCGCGGUAGUGAAGCGGUCGAGCGACCCGUACGGUGACUUCAGGACGUCGAUGGUGGAGAUGAUCGUGGAGAGGCAGAUGUUCUCGGCCAAGGACCUGGAGCGGCUCCUGAACUGCUUCCUCUCCCUCAACUCCCACCACCAUCACAAGACCAUCGUCCAAGUGUUCACCGAGAUUUACGAGGCUCUGUUUUCAAACUGGUGUUGAGAAAAAAAAAA
This is a messenger RNA of Eucalyptus grandis, 1119 nucleotides long. Its product is annotated as transcription repressor OFP8-like. The coding region runs from base 164 to 1108 and encodes 314 amino acids. Lineage: Eukaryota; Viridiplantae; Streptophyta; Magnoliopsida; Myrtales; Myrtaceae. Gene Ontology annotation, biological process: negative regulation of DNA-templated transcription. The record is from RefSeq and is a predicted model, not a curated record. The transcript has a single exon.